Molecule: messenger RNA, 3861 nt
Organism: Patella vulgata (common limpet)
Lineage: Eukaryota; Metazoa; Mollusca; Gastropoda; Patellidae
Product: polymerase delta-interacting protein 2
Exons: 11
Coding region: 50-1060 (336 amino acids)
Biological process (GO): error-free translesion synthesis
Cellular component (GO): nucleus; mitochondrial nucleoid
Molecular function (GO): DNA binding
Source: RefSeq, a predicted model, not a curated record
UCUGGAUGCGCCAGGGGAGGUAAUAAGAUAGUGCUUCCUGUAAAAAAAUAUGGCAUUGGUUUUCAGAAAGGUUGUUAAUAUUUUCGUUGCAGCUCCUUCAAAGCCUGUCUGCCACCGUUAUUUGUCAACCAGACUUGCAAAGGUUGGUCUUCUAGAAACUCCUAAAGAUCAUGGAAAAUCCUACGAAACUGGUCAGCUUUUUCUUCAUAAAGUUUUCGGGUAUAGAGGUAUUGUCCUGUUUCCAUGGUUAGCAAGGGUUUAUGACAGAGACACAGCUACAAAAACAGAAGAAAAAAGUGUGGAUGAACAGACAACAUCAAUUGGUAAAGAGGUGAAGGGUAAAAAUCAUCUACAUUAUCAAGUCCUCAUUGAUUCUAGAGACAGUCCACAUAUUAGAACACAAACUGAAGCUGUAACAUUUUUAAGCAAUCCAGACGAUACCCGAACUUUAUAUACUAUACCAGGUUUAGAUCAUGUUGCUCACGAAGAUAUCUUACCCUACAUGAGUGUUGAAAGAUCACCCAUAGAACAUGAUCUUUUUGAUCAAUUUUUAGUGCAUGAUCCCGAAAGCAGUACAGCGUCACCAUCUUUUAUGACAAGCAAAACAUUAAGAGUUUGGCAAGAUAAAAUUCAACCUUGGUUACAAUUAUCAGAUGUUCAUCGAGAAACAACAGAAAACAUACGAGUAACAGUCAUACCUUUCUUCAUGGGAUGUAGGGAAACAAAGAUCUACUGGUGGAGAUAUUGUGUAAGGUUAGAGAAUAUUGGAGAGGAAACAGUCCAGUUACGUGAAAGACAUUGGAGAAUAUUUUCAUUAUCUGGUACAUUAGAAACAGUGAGAGCAAGAGGAGUUGGCGGACAUGAGCCUAUUUUAUCAGCUGAACAGCCUGCAUUUCAAUACAGUAGUCACAUUGCUUUACAGGCUCCAAGUGGUCAUAUGUGGGGAACUUUUAAAAUGGAGAGGAGAGAUGGUACAUCAUUUGACUGUAAAAUUCCACCAUUUUCUUUGGAAAGUAAAUCAGAAGAAAUAAAUAAUCCAAAUGAUUUUCUCGGAAGUUAGAUUAUUUCUGUUAUAAUUCGCUGGUAUUUGUGAUAUUGUUGGAGAUUGUUAAUCACCAUAUGAUUCGACAUUGCUUAUUUAUUUAUGUCUGGUUACUUAAUACAUUAUAAUAUCUGAUAUUAUCUAACUUUAUAGAGCUCAUAAAAACAAACAACUGUUUAUUACUAGCUAAAUAGAUAAAAGUAUUGAUUGAUUCAUCAUCAACUGCUGAUUUUCAAGGAUGAAGUAAAAACCAGAAUAACAUCUUAUGAUGUGAUCGCAUUAUAUGAAACAUCCUAUAUCUCAGAUUUAGCUGCAUGGCAUAAGAUAUCUUUAACAAAAUGAUAAUAUUAAAUUUUGGCAAAUCAUACAACUAAAUCCCAAUUUAUUUUUUUUAAAUGCCUAAAUUGACUGAAUUUAAAGGAAAACCAACUGAAAUAAUGAGAAACAAACUUAAUUCAUUAUUUGUUUGUAAAUAUAUAUAUAUAUAUAUAUAUAUAUUACUAUUUUGUGAGAUUUUUCGGCUUCAAAUUUAAGAAAGGUCUUUGUUUGUUAAUUAUUGCUAAUACAUGUACAUGUUUUAUAAAGCUAUUUUCUAUUGGUUUAAUAGUAUUACAAUAUAUCCAUUUAUAAAGCUUUAAAUCCACAAAACAUGUUCAUAGCCCAUAAAACAAAAGUGUCUAAUAGUAUACUGGAAACAGAUAAGUUGUCAUGUCCGUGUUAAAUUGAUUGGGUGUUGGACAUCUGUGGAGUUUUGAACUAGUUUAUUCCACUCUGUAGAUCAAGUAAUAUGGAAAAGAGCCAUCACCAAUAAAUGACUUUAACCUCCACUGAGGAACACAAAUUUUUUUCUGAUUGAUAGUAUCUGCCUAAAUGGAACAUAAAAUUUCAAGAUAUAGCAUUUCCAUUUAGACACUUAAAGGCAAGAGACAAUAUUUUGGACUUAAUUCUUUCAAAAACAGGUCACAAGUGUAGGGUUGGCAUGCUUGUUCCUUGGACAAUUGCGCAAUGUUUUAUGGACUUUGAUUUUUGACAUGAUGGAACAAUACCAAGAUGGCUGUGAUAACGUCAUGCUCAGCUCCAGCUCCAUAGUAAGGUGGUACAUUGUUUUACACUGCAGUGGUAUGGGAGUCAGGGUUUGACCCUAGUCUCAUUUGAACAAGAAACUUUUAGUAAUUCAGAUUGAUGAUUUAUUUACCGACUGUGUCAAUUUCUCUAUAACUGUUUUUGUUCUGACUUAUUAUGGAGUGUAAAUAUUUGUUAAUGUGUUCAUAUAUUUAGUAUUUUGUAAUAUUGGAAUCUAAAAAUGCCUGGAAAAGUAAUUGUGUUUAAAUAACUCCUGGCAUAUUUGGAUAUAAGUAUGAUAAGUUAUACAUGUUUAUAAAUAUUAUUCUUGUAUAAAAAUUGUAUAUAACACUGUUAUAAAAAUACAAUGAAAGCUUUUGAAUUUCAGUGAGUAAUUUCCCUUGAUUUUUUUGUAGAAUUUUAUGAACUCCCUAGGGAAACUAUUAAAUUCAUUAUAUAUCCUUAAUGCAUUAACGAGAAGAGUACACUGUUAUGAAAUUCAAGAAUUUCUGUUAAUUUCCUUAUCCACUUUGUUGCAUCUGUUUAUUAUAACCAUGAUAUGUAGAAUUACACAUAUAAUGGAUGUUUUAUGACCCUUUUGUUGUCAUAAUGAAAAUUAUUCUGCCUCUUAUGGUAAAAUGGGGGGCAGAAUUUAUUCUGCCACUUAUUGUACAAAGAUGGGGGUCACAGUGGCUAGGUGGGUAAGACCCUGGCUUGCUAGCCUAGAGGUCGGGUCCCUGCAUUGGCCGAGAAAGGAUGCAGGACGGAGGGCCUGACAAGGACAGCUGUCUAGUUGUUCGAAUGGCGGAUGGGACGAAAAAGUGAGGUCCCAUGUACACAUUGGAAUUUGAUAUAAGAGUAGGCCACAGUGUCCCUGUCCAAGCAAAAUUUUCCCCAUAGCACACUGUAUGACGUAUGCCCGUCUUCAUUAGCCCAGCAGAACAGUAGGAUGUUAAACUUCAUUUCAUUUCUUAUUGUAAAAUUUGUUGGUUGCCGGAGAGAGAGAGAAAUGGGGUUUAACGUCCACUCGGCACAAACUAAGUCAUUUCGGGACUAACAUAUGGUUCAAUUUAUCAAAACAUGAAUUAUGAUUGUAUUUAUCCUAGAUUGGCCAUUACUUGGCGACAUACUAUAAAUUAACCAACUAGCUGGCAAUGACUAAUACUAAAUACUUGGAAUAAUGGUCAUAGUUGAUUAAUAACUUUACUGUCGAAAACCCAAGCACUGGCCUUCUUUGGGUAAGAUGUUUUGCAGUAGAACUCACUGAACUAUAGGCUAUAGUGUAUAUACCACAUGUAGUAAAACAAAUUGAAACGCGUGUGUCACAGCAAUGGUAAUUGUGUAGUUACUUUUUCUAUGCCUGGCAACCUAUCUUUUAUAUGAACUCGCAUUGUCACCUUCAGAGCAAUCGAUAUGCCAAUUACUGAACCAAUUGGCAGGGUGACACCUGACAGUAAUUUGAUUAAUCAUCACAAUACUUUGAUUAAAACUAAGCAUGCCAUUCAAGUCUGGAAUAUGAUUGACAGAAACUAGGUGGGAUAGCGGGGGUAAUCAGAAAAAUUGUCGACAGCAAUUGUGUAAGUGAGUGAAAUGCUAUGAAUCAAUCUUUAUUGGUCAAUCAAUUUCCAAUAAAUGCCAUUAUGAUCUAUUAGUUUCUUACUAUAUACUUGGUAAAAAUUGGUAGUUGAUUUCAGCACGCAAAUUUAUCGAUUUGCAUCGGACUGUACAAUUCUUACAAUAAUAAAAAAUAAAUCGCA